AUGACCAAAACCACUACAUUGCAGGGGCUUGUGCUCGAGCAGCUCUUCGUUGCUAUAAACAUACUUGCCAAGUCAACCAUACUAAGGUUACUCCUCGCUCUUUAUCUCCUGCCGAUCUACUGCUUCACCAAGGCCAUCUCAGUCCUGCCGAGCCUCAUCAGCCAGUUCCCGCUGUUGCUCACUAGACGAGGACGCGAAAAGCUGCUCACAAGAGCCGAUGUCUACAGGAGGCACGAACAAGACAUAGCCGCCAAACAACAUGACGGCACCUACAGAUUCUCUCCAGCCAGCGUACUGUGGUGGAACGGCAGGACAAGCUGGAACAUGAAUCGACUUGUGAUCGAGGUAUGCGGUAUCAACGCGCGAGUGGUGCACGCGGAGUCCAAACCCACAACACCCACCAAGCUGAAGCCACUGAUCUUGCUUCAUGGCAACCCUAGCUGGAGCUAUAUCUGGAGAGACAUUAUUCCGGACCUGACAGCUGCGGGCUAUGAGGUGUUUGCUAUCGACUGGCUCGGCCAUGGCACCUCCGACAAGCCGCUGAAUGUGUCGGAAAUCUCAUUCGAGUUGCACAUGCAUACCCUUCGACGAGUUAUCGAACAGCUGGACCUGAACGAAUUCUACAUCGCGGCGCAUGACUGGGGUGGGUGCAUAGCGCUUUGUACCAUCCCAACCCUACCUGCCGAGCGACAUUGCAAGGGCCUUUUCCUACUCAACACGUUCUUGCCGCCUCGACCUCACGACAUUACCCUUCACUACUAUCUUUUGUAUUGGACUUGGUUCUUCAGCACCGGCAUCUGCGGGCCUUUGCUGCCGGACAGCUUCGUCCUGAGAUUCAUGGCGCCCAACAUGAGUGAUAAAGCGUUACAAGUCUAUUCGCAGCCUUACGCACAAAGCCCGUUCAACACAAAGACAAGUAUCAACCGAUUCUCCCAUAUCGUACCGGGCUUGCCUGACUGCAUCUACGGUCUCCGUCAAACACAUAUAUGGCGAACAAUCGAGGGACUGCUGGGGCCAGAACAUUUUAUCAAUUUGAAUGCGCAAGCCUGGCUGGCGAACCGUGACCAGGAGGUGCGAGAAUGGUGGUCUUCUUCAGGCGAUGACAAGGCCGCGGCCAGAGCACCUGAGUCGGUCAUGAUCUUGUUCGGACGUGAUGACCCAUUGCUGCCCGAGUUCAAGAAUGUCUUGGAAAGAUCAAUCCGAGUUAGUCGAGUGCUCCAAGGCGGCGAGGCUGGAUGGCUUCCGGGUGCCGGGCACUACCCUAUGGAGCAGAAGCCGAAGGAAAUCGCACAUUGCCUGGUACAGCUGUUGGAACGGUAACAAAGCGUCUAUCAAUGAUACCAAGCACGCGGUGAAUCUACAAGAGACUUGACUGCGCAAUAGCAAGAACAGCAUUGAGGGU
Messenger RNA from Exophiala xenobiotica, 1402 nucleotides. RefSeq lists its product as uncharacterized. Bases 1 to 1320 code for a protein of 439 amino acids. The record is from RefSeq and is a predicted model, not a curated record. NCBI's taxonomy places the organism in Eukaryota, Fungi, Ascomycota, Eurotiomycetes, Chaetothyriales, Herpotrichiellaceae. The transcript has a single exon. Gene Ontology annotation, molecular function: catalytic activity.